AUGGCCACUAGCACCCUGACCGAGGAAACCCACUGCUACAACGGAAACAUCAAGGAUGGACUGUUCCACGGGCGUGGAAUUUUGAUGUACUCCCGGAAUGAAAAGUACGAAGGGGAUUUCGUAUACGGGAAGAGAGAAGGGAAGGGGAAAUUUACCUAUGCCGACGGUGCAACAUACGAAGGAGACUGGGUUGACGAUAAAAUUCAUGGGAAAGGAACAGCAAAGUUUGUCAGUGGAAAUGUGUACGAAGGGGAGUGGGACAACGGAAGGAUAAAUGGGUUUGGAAUUCUAAAGUACAACAAUGGGGACAUCUACGAAGGUGAAUGGUUAGACGGGAAAAUGCAUGGUAGGGGCACCUACACAUAUGAAGAUGGGGAUGUAUAUGUAGGUGAGUGGAAGAAUGAUAAAAGACAUGGGAAAGGUUGCGUUAAGUACAAAGGAAGUGAAAAUAAAAUUGCGGAGACCUAUGAAGGAGAUUGGUUUGAGGGGAAGAUGCAAGGAAAAGGAACGUACUUUUUUGCUGAUGGAGGAAUAUACGAAGGAGAUUGGGUUGAUGGAAAAAUGGAAGGGAAAGGAGUUUACAAGUUUUUAAAUGGCAAUAAGUAUGAUGGCGAUUGGUCUAAUGACAUGAAAAAUGGAUACGGCGUAUUGACUUACGUGAAUGGAGAAAUGUACGAAGGGUACUGGAAAGAUGAUAAAGUGCAUGGAAAGGGAACCCUUACUUAUAGUAGGGGAGAUAAAUACAUAGGGGAAUGGAAAUUUGCCAAGAAAUCUGGCCAAGGCGAACUCAUUUAUGCUUCCGGGGAUAAAUUCAAAGGGGAAUGGAAAAAUGAUAAGGCCAAUGGCUUUGGUGUUUUGGUUUAUUCCAAUGGAAACAAAUACGAAGGGGAGUGGGUUGAUGAUCAGAGACAUGGGUUUGGGACGUUCACUUGCAAAGAAGACGGUAGUAUUUAUGCAGGGCACUUCGCUUUCAAUCGGAAGGAAGGCAGAGGUACGUUGACCUUCGUCGGCGGCAACGUCUUGGAAGGCUUGUGGACCAUGGGUGUCCUCACCAAGGUAAGCAAAUUUCAGUUGUCUCCCGCAUCCCCCUGGCAUGAUCCGGACCUUUGA
Plasmodium knowlesi strain H is the source of this 1110-nucleotide messenger RNA. RefSeq names its product MORN repeat-containing protein 1, putative. The record is from RefSeq and is a predicted model, not a curated record. Bases 1 to 1110 code for a protein of 369 amino acids. The transcript has a single exon. Lineage: Eukaryota; Apicomplexa; Aconoidasida; Haemosporida; Plasmodiidae.